AUGCCUCUCAAACGUCUAGAGAUCGAAAAUUUCAAAUCAUACCGCGGCCAUCAGGUCGUCGGUCCCUUCAACGCCUUCACCGCCGUCAUCGGUCCCAAUGGUAGCGGUAAAUCCAACCUCAUGGACGCCAUCUCUUUCGUGCUUGGCGUCCGGUCCGCACAGCUUCGUUCCAGUCAGCUCAAAGAUCUCAUCUUCCGUGGGCGUAAGAUGGCUCGAUCCGGUCAAGACCCGGAAGACGAGGAUGCUCCCGGAUCAGACGAGGACGAGGACGACCAGGGUGAAGGCACCGCCACCAAAGCCAGCGUCACUGCAAUCUACGAAGAUGGCAAGGGCUAUGAACACCGUUUCCAACGAACCAUCGCCAUCUCUGGCUCAAGCGAAUACAGAUACAACGGCAGGGCCAUCCAAUAUGCACAGUACAAUACCAAGCUAGAACAGUUCAACAUCCUCGUUAAAGCUAAAAACUUCCUCGUCUUCCAGGGUGAUGUCGAAGCAGUUGCCUCUCAGGGCGCCAAGGAGCUCAGUCGUAUGAUCGAUCAGAUCAGCGGCUCGCUCGAGCUCAGAGACGAGUACGAACGUGCCAAAGAAGCGCAGGAGCGAGCAACAGACAACUCGACCUUCAACUUCAACAAGCGCAGAGGCAUCAACUCCGAGCUCAAGCAGUUCCGUGAACAGAAGAGCGAGGCCGAAAAGUUCGAUCGUCUGCAACAGGAGCGAGUCCAACACAUCCUCAACCACACUCUCUGGCGUCUCUUUCACAUCAACCAAGACAUUGAGCUCAAUACAGACUUUGUGAAAGGUCAGGCUAAGAACAUGCGUCCAUUGCGAACCGAGCACAAGAAAGCCGAAGAAGCAGUGCAGAGAGCGAGACGAGAUCAGGGACAGACACAGACCGAGAUCUUACAAGUCGAAAAGGCGAUCAAGCGCAAACAGCGUGAUGUCGAACGCCUUCGACCAACGCUCGAUGCUUACGAGGAGAAGAUCGCCAUCUCGCGCAAGAAGAUUGACAACGGAGCUCGUAUGACAGAGCAGAUCCAGCGAGAUUUGGAGCGACAGCAGGCCACACUUUCAAAGCUCGAGCGCGAUCAGGAAACCGUUCAACGAGCUGCUGAUCGUGCAGCUGAGGAGCAGCGCCGCGCACUUCAGUCGGCAGGUCUUACUCUCAGCGAAGCCGACCUCGGCGAAUACCACAACCUCAAAGCACAAGCCAACCUCGAAGCCGUAGCUGAGCGUCAGGAACUCGAUGGACUCAAGCGAGAGGCAAGAAUCAAGACUGACGCUGUCAAUGACUUUCAAGAGAAGCUCGAGCAAUUCACCAAGCAGAAAGACAAGCUCAAAGGCGAAGAGUCGACACUCUCCGAACGACACUCCGCCCUUGAAGCUAAGCGAAAUCACAUCGACACCGACCUGCAAGCUGCUCGUGAUGAGCUCAACAAGACCCAAGCCAAGCAGACAGCCAUCAACCAGCGCGAGACUAAACUCAACGAUACCCUCCAAGUCUGCUACAACAAGCUCCUACAAGCUGGUAACGAUCUGAAAGAGGUCGAGCGCGAGGCGGCGAUGAAGGAGACCAUGGCCAAGCUGCAACGCAUCUUCCCUGGUGUUCGUGGCCGUGUUGUAGACUUGUGCAAGCCUGUACAGCGCAAGUACAACACUGCCAUCUCGACUGUGCUCGGACGCAACACCGACGCUAUCAUUGUCGACCAGGAGAAGACCGCCAUCGACUGCAUCGAGUAUCUCCGCAACACACGAGCUGGCCAAGCCAUCUUCUUGCCACUUGACCGCAUUCAGGCCAAACCCAUCAACGAUCGUCUGCGCAGCAUUGCAAGAGGCGCUCGUCUUGCAGUCGAUGUCAUUCAGUUCGACGCUUCGAUCGAACGUGCAAUCCACCACGCGUGCGGCAAUGCACUCGUUUGCGACACUAUGGAUAUUGCGCGAAACGCCGUCUACGAGAAGAAAGUCGAAGCCAAAGCCGUCACACUCGAAGGCACCGUCAUCCACAAGAGUGGUCUCAUCACCGGUGGUCAAUCCAGUUCUUCUGGCGGCAAACGCUGGGAAGAGCGCGAAGUCCAAGGUCUCACCACACAGCGUGACAAGUGUCUUGCCGAGCUCAAAGAGCUUCAAAAGGAAAAGCGCGCGCUUACAAGCGAUGAAGAGAUGGUUGCCAACAUCACUCGUCUCGAAGCCGAUCUUUCUUCGGCCCAGGAGGAACUUGCGGCUGUCAACACGCGUCUAACAGGUAUUCGCGAUGAGCUCAAGAAUAUCGACAAGCAGACCAAGGAGAUUCAGCCCAAGCUGCGCACAGUCAAGGCUGAGCUCGAGAAGCUUCAACGCAAGAUGUCUACCCUCGAGACCGUGGUCAAUCGCGAAGAGGACCGCAUCUUUGCCACUUUCUGCCGUCGUAUUGGCGUCGACAACAUUCGAGAGUACGAAGAGCGUCAGGUGCGGCUGAUGGAACGUCAGAGCGAUGCCAAAUUGCAGUUCGAGUCGCAACUGGCUCGUCUCAACCACCAGGCCAACUUCGAGAGACAGCAGAUCCAGAGCACGCAAGAGCGACUCGAGACGGUUCGUCAAGCCAUCGUUCGUGAGCGCGAGAAGCUGCAGUCAUGGCAAGCGCAGAAGCAAGGCAAGCAAGACGAACUCGAUGGCAUGCUGGAGGAGAUCGAAGAGAUGCAAUCCCAACUCUCGAGGCUGCAGACCAAGAACGAGUCCAAGAAGGCCACUCUCGAGGAAAAGCGCAUCGAUCUCCAAAAAGCCGCACGACUGCUCGAUUCUUUGUCGAAAGAAAUUGCUGCGAGAAACGACGAGAUCGAGCGUCUUGGUUCCGAGCGUGCUGCUAUUUACCGACGUUGUCGACUUGAAGAGAUUGCUCUACCCCUUAUCAAAGGCUCUCUUUCGAAGGUGGGCUUGGAAGAGACCAUCGACGUUGAUGCCCCAAUGGAUAUUGAUGAUGAUGAUAACACUCAAAAGCCCAUGUCUGCACCUGACUUUGGCAUCCAAGUUGAUUUCAGCAGUCUUGACGAAGAGGCUCGUGAGGACGGCGGUCCCUCAAUGGGCAACGAGCUGCAAACCCAAAUUGAGAGCAUCACAUCAGAGAUCGAGAAAAUGUCUCCCAACAUGAAAGCGGUCGAACGACUAGACGACACCGAAGCUAAACUCGCCGAAACCGAAAAGGAAUUCGACCGUUCCCGACGCCAAGCCAAAGAAGCUCGUGACGAAUUCCACCGCAUCAAAAAGCGUCGAUGUGAUCUCUUCAACAAGGCUUUCUACCACAUUUCUCAAUCGAUCGAUCCUACCUACAAAGAACUCUCUCGAUCCAAAGCUGCACCUAUGGGCGGCUCAGCCUAUCUUUCCGUCGAGAACACUGAAGAACCUUAUCUCGGCGGUAUCACUUAUUCGGUCGUACCACCAAUGAAGAGGUUUAGAGAUAUCACAGCGUUAUCGGGAGGAGAGAAAACAAUGGCUGCCCUAGCACUGUUGUUUGCGAUUCACUCUUUCCAGCCCGCUCCGUUCUUUGUGCUGGAUGAGGUGGAUGCUGCAUUGGAUUCACAGAAUGUUGCUAAGGUUAGUAACUAUAUUCGACAACAUGCGAGCGAUCAGUUCCAGUUUAUCGUUAUUAGUCUCAAGGCGAGUCUGUACGAGAGGAGUCAGGGUCUGGUGGGAAUUUAUAGAGAUCAGGAGGUCAACUCGAGUAGUAGUUUGACGUUGGAUUUGGAACAGUAUGCCUAG
Messenger RNA from Ustilago hordei, 3729 nucleotides. Its product is annotated as putative SMC1 - chromosome segregation protein. Lineage: Eukaryota; Fungi; Basidiomycota; Ustilaginomycetes; Ustilaginales; Ustilaginaceae. The record is from RefSeq and is a predicted model, not a curated record. Bases 1 to 3729 code for a protein of 1242 amino acids. Gene Ontology annotation, molecular function: ATP binding; DNA binding; ATP hydrolysis activity. Gene Ontology annotation, biological process: sister chromatid cohesion. The transcript has a single exon. Gene Ontology annotation, cellular component: nucleus; chromosome; cohesin complex.